UCCCUCUCUUUUCCUCUCUACCCUCUCCAGUCUCUCUACACUCUACGCUUCCCUUCUUCUCUUCUCUUCUCUUCUCUCUCCAAAAAGGCACUACACGCCAUUUAUCUUCAUUUCCUAGUCCUACAACACAAACACAAACACAAACACAAACGCACUUUCUCUUUUUCUCAAUCCCUUUGUCUCUUUGUGGCUUCGCUUCUCCAUAUUUUAACCUCGCCUUUGCUACCAUGAACCAAUAGCUCUCUCUUUCUCUCUUGUUUUAUUUUAUGGCGUAUCAUAACCACAACCUCUCUCAAGACCUACCAUUCCACCAUUUGACAGAGCAAUCCAACGUUAACGCCGGUGGCUCCGGCCCACACGAACACCACUCUCUCCAAACCGCACCUAAUUGGCUCAACAACGCCCUCCUUCGCACCCACUACACCGACAACAAUAACGCAAACAACGACACCAACGUUAACGCCCCCAACGGUAACAACGCUUCCAAUUUCCUCAACCUCCACACGGCUUCCGAAUCCACCGCCGUCCAUUCCUCCGGCCAAUGGCUCGCCCCUCGCCCGAUCCUCCACCGAAACCACAGCGAAGUCAUCGAUAACGUCGCUUCCGCCGCCGGUGACUCCAUCGUCGCCGGCAGGCCUGCCGCCUUUUCCCACGAUUCCGCAGAUUUGAAGGUUGCCGCCGGCGACAACCUCGGCAGCAAGACCGAGGCAGUGGUCGGCGAUGUCGACGGCGGCGGCGGAGGCCUGGCGAACUGGCAGAUUGGUAGGUGCAAGGCGGAGAUUCUGGCGCACCCGCUUUAUGAACAGCUGUUGUCGGCACACGUGGCAUGCUUGAGGAUCGCCACGCCGGUGGACCAGCUGCCGAGGAUCGACGCUCAGCUGGCGCAGUCGCAGAAUGUGGUGGCCAAGUACUCGGCUUUCGGACAUGGGGCUCAGAACAUGGUUGGGGAUGACAAGGAACUCGACCAGUUUAUGUCGCAUUAUAUUUUGUUGCUCUGUUCCUUCAAAGAACAAUUACAACAACAUGUCCGUGUUCAUGCUAUGGAAGCAGUAAUGGCUUGUUGGGAGAUAGAGCAGUCCUUACAAAGUCUAACAGGAGUUUCACCCGGAGAAGGUACAGGGGCAACAAUGUCUGAUGACGAAGAUGAACAAAUAGAUAGUGAUGUUAAUCUGUUUGAUGGUAGUUUUGACGGCUCAGAUAACAUGGGAUUUGGCCCUCUUAUUCCUACAGAGAAUGAGAGGUCCCUCAUGGAGCGUGUAAGACAAGAAUUAAAGCAUGAAUUGAAACAGGGUUAUAAGGAGAAAAUUGUGGACAUAAGAGAGGAAAUUUUACGCAAGAGACGAGCUGGGAAACUUCCUGGUGACACAACCUCUGUCCUUAAAGCUUGGUGGCAAUCACAUUCCAAGUGGCCUUACCCUACAGAGGAAGAUAAGGUAAGGUUGGUGCAGGAAACUGGUUUGCAAUUAAAGCAGAUUAAUAAUUGGUUUAUCAAUCAAAGAAAGAGGAAUUGGCACAGCAAUCCUUCAACUUCUACUGUCUUGAAGAGCAAGCGCAAAAGAAGUAAUGCAGGUGAUAAUAGUGUUGAUCGUUACAUGUAAAUGGAGCAGAAGUCAAAAACCAAUCCCUGAAUGUACUCUGUCAGCUCUUUCUCGUUCUUCAAUCAUGUUGCGGGAAAAGGUAAUCAUGGGAAGACAAUGAGAAGGAACCACAUUUUGUUACAGUUUAUGAGCCAGGGUCAAAACUCAUAAGGAGAAUGGUAAUCUUGAUGAACCAUUUUUUGAAGGCCUACACAUGGUUUUAGUACUCGUGAUGCUGCAUAAUUAGGAAGUUCAAUUAGGAAUUAUAUACCGAAACCAAAUUGGGUAACUCAACAGGAUUAUGAUUUUUGUUCACAUUUUAAUGCUUGUGAAAUAUAUAUAAUAGUAAAGGGUUGUGGGUGUACAGUAAGGAGCUGUGCGUUUUUCCUUAUAAUCAUACUAAUUUUGUUUUUCUUCUUUAAGUUGGUAUUUGAUAUGUAGAGGUCAAAUUGUUGUAGAAAUGGUAUAAGUUUUUGGAUCCAUUUUAAAUUUCUUCGUUGUCAUGGUGUUGCAAGUCAUAAACUUUUUAAUCUGUCGGCGGUUGGAGGAUAAAUAUUUGUGUGGUGGAUUCUUGUGAUUUGACUUGUAUAUGGAUUUGCUGUGUGAAAUUUUUGAUUGGAGUAGAGACCG
Messenger RNA from Gastrolobium bilobum, 2207 nucleotides. RefSeq names its product homeobox protein knotted-1-like 3. Gene Ontology annotation, molecular function: DNA binding. Gene Ontology annotation, biological process: regulation of DNA-templated transcription. The transcript is spliced from 6 exons. Gene Ontology annotation, cellular component: nucleus. Bases 267 to 1598 code for a protein of 443 amino acids. The record is from RefSeq and is a predicted model, not a curated record. NCBI's taxonomy places the organism in Eukaryota, Viridiplantae, Streptophyta, Magnoliopsida, Fabales, Fabaceae.